AGCACUUAGCAGCUUAUCCAGUGUCCGAUUUGGAUUCCGGCAAAGGUCCAAGCAUGGAAUGCUGCCGUCGGGCAACUCCUGGCACACCGCUGCUCUUUCUGGCUUUCCUACUCCUGAGUUCCAGAACUGCACGCUCAGAGGAGGACCGUGAAGGCCUCUGGGAUGCCUGGGGCCCUUGGAGCGAGUGUUCUCGCACCUGUGGUGGGGGUGCCUCCUACUCCCUGAGACGCUGCCUGAGCAGCAAGAGCUGUGAGGGAAGAAAUAUUCGAUACCGAACAUGCAGUAACGUGGACUGUCCACCAGAAGCGGGUGAUUUUCGAGCUCAGCAGUGUUCUGCUCAUAACGAUGUCAAGUACCAUGGCCAGUUUUAUGAAUGGCUUCCUGUGUCCAAUGACCCUGAUAACCCAUGCUCACUCAAGUGUCAAGCCAAAGGAACCAGUCUGAUCGUUGAACUCGCACCGAAGGUGUUAGAUGGUACACGAUGCUAUACGGAGUCACUGGACAUGUGCAUCAGCGGCUUAUGCCAAAUUGUUGGCUGUGAUCACCAGCUGGGAAGCACCGCCAAGGAGGAUAACUGUGGGGUCUGCAACGGAGAUGGGUCCACCUGCCGGCUGGUCCGAGGGCAGUAUAAAUCCCAGCUCUCGGCAACUAAAUCAGAUGACACGGUGGUUGCCAUUCCUUACGGAAGCAGACACAUCCGCCUCGUCUUAAAGGGACCAGAUCAUUUGUACCUGGAAACCAAGACGCUCCAGGGGACCAAAGGUGAGAACAGGCUGAGCUCUACAGGCACUUUCCUUGUGGACAAUUCUACAGUGGACUUCCAGAAACUUCCAGACAAAGAGAUACUAAGGAUGGCUGGGCCCCUGACAGCAGAUUUCAUCAUCAAGAUCCAUGACUCGGGGCCUGCAGAUAGCACGGUCCAGUUCAUCUUCUACCAGCCUAUCAUCCAUCGAUGGAGGGAAACGGACUUCUUCCCGUGCUCAGCAACCUGUGGAGGAGGUUACCAGCUGACGUCAGCUGAGUGCUAUGAUCUCCGGAGCAGCCGUGUGGUUGCCGACCAGUACUGCCACUACUACCCAGAGAACAUCAAGCCGAAACCCAAGCUUCAGGAAUGUAACUUGGAUCCUUGUCCAGCAAGUGACGGAUACAAGCAGAUCAUGCCUUAUGACCUCUACCAUCCCCUUCCUCGGUGGGAGGCCACCCCGUGGACCGCGUGCUCCUCCUCGUGUGGGGGGGGCAUCCAGAGCCGGGCAGUUUCCUGUGUGGAGGAGGACAUCCAGGGGCAUGUCACUUCAGUGGAAGAGUGGAAAUGCAUGUACACCCCUAAGAUGCCCAUCGUGCAGCCCUGCAACAUUUUUGACUGCCCUAAAUGGCUGGCACAGGAGUGGUCUCCGUGCACGGUGACGUGUGGCCAGGGCCUCCGGUACCGUGUGGUCCUCUGCAUUGACCACCGAGGAAUGCACACCGGGGGCUGCAGUGCGAAAACCAAGCCCCACAUAAAAGAAGAAUGCAUCAUACCCACGCCCUGCUACAAGCCCAGAGAGAAACUUCCAGUAGAGGCCAAGCUGCCGUGGUUCAAACAAGCCCAGGAGUUAGACGAAGGAGCUGCUGUGUCUGAAGAGCCCUCGUUCAUUCCAGAAGCUUGGUCGGCCUGUACCGUCACCUGUGGUGUGGGAACCCAGGUGCGAAUAGUCAGAUGCCAGGUGCUCCUAUCUUUCUCUCAGUCCGUGGCUGACCUGCCUGUGGAUGAAUGUGAAGGGCCCAAGCCCGCCUCGCAGCGUGCCUGUUACGCGGGACCCUGCAACGGGGAAAUUCCGGAGUUUAACCCAGAUAAUGCAGACGGACUCUUGGAAGGCUUGCAGGACCUGGAUGAGCUGUAUGACUGGGAAUAUGAGGGCUUCACCAAGUGCUCCGAGUCGUGUGGCGGAGGUGUCCAGGAGGCUGUGGUGAGCUGCCUGAACAAACAGACCCGGGAGCUCGCUGAUGAGAAGCUGUGCGUGACCAGCCGACGGCCCCCACAGCUCCUGAAGUCCUGCAAUUUGGAUCCCUGCCCGGCAAGGUGGGAAAUUGGCAAGUGGAGCCCAUGUAGUCUCACGUGUGGGGUUGGCCUGCAGACCAGGGAUGUUGUCUGCUCCCACCUGCUUUCGAGAGAGAUGAACGAGGUGGUUGUCCUUGCUGAUGAGCUGUGUCACCACCCGAAACCGAACACAGUACAGGCCUGCAACCGCUUCAAUUGCCCCCCAGCCUGGUACCCUGAGCAGUGGCAACUGUGUUCCAGGACCUGUGGAGGAGGAGUUCAGAAACGGGAUGUUCUCUGCAAACAGCGGAUGGCUGAUGGUAGCUUCCUGGAGCUUCCGGAGACCUUUUGUUCGGCCUCCAAACCAACCUCCCAGCAAGCCUGCAAGAAAGAUGACUGCCCCAGUGAGUGGCUUCUCUCUGACUGGUCUGAGUGCUCUGUGAGCUGUGGGGAGGGCACCCAAACUCGAAGUGCCAUUUGCCGGAGGGUGCUGAAAACCGGGGACUCCACGGUUGUCAAUUCCACCCUGUGCCCUCCCCUGCCCUUCUCUUCCUCCAUCAGACCCUGUAUGCUGGCAACCUGUGCAAGGCCUGGAAGGCCUUCCACGAAGCACAGCCCUCACAUUGCCGCUGCCCGAAAUAUAUACAUCCAGACCCGCAGGCAGAGGAAACUGCACUUUGUGGUGGGAGGAUUCGCUUACCUGCUCCCCAAGACUACCGUGGUGCUCCGGUGUCCCACACGCAGGUUCCGCAAGCCCCUCAUCACCUGGGAGAAGGACGGCCAACACAGCAUCAGCUCCGCUCACGUCACUGUGGCCCCUUUUGGCUACCUGAAGAUCCAUCGCCUCAAGCCCUCAGACGCAGGCAUCUACACUUGUUCCGCAGGGCCCGCCCGGGAGCAAUUUGUAAUUAAGCUCAUUGGAGGAAACAGCAAGCUCGUGGCCAAGCCCCUGAGCCUUUGGAGUGAGGAGGAGGAGGCCCUGCAGGUGAGGAAGGCCAAUCCAAAGGAGGCCUUGCAAACCCACAAACACCAAAAUGGCAUCUUCUCCAACGGCAGCAAGGCUGAGAAGCGCGGCCUCUCAGCAGACCCUGGGAACCGCUAUGACGACAUUGUGUCUAGGCUGCUGGAGCAGGGUGGCUGGCCGGGAGAGCUCCUGGGCUCCUGGGAGGUGCAGGACUCUGCAGAAAGGAACACAUCCUCUGAGGAGGAUCCCAAUACUGAACAAGCCCUCUUGCAUCUCCCCUUCACCAUGGUGGCUGAGCAGAAGCGCCUAGAUGACAUCCUCAGGAACCUGUCGCAGCAGCCCGAGGAGCUACGAGACCUCUACAGCAAGCACCUGGUGGCUCAGCUGGCCCAGGACAUCUUCCGCAGCCACCUGGAGAAUCAAGGCAUGCUUCACAAGCCCUCUGAGCAGAGGUUUCCUCCCGUGGCCAUCCCACCUCAUAAACACGUCUCUAGCUUCAGCAGCUCCCUACGGAGCUCCUCUGCGGAGGCCGGGGGCAGCUCCCGCAGGCCUCACCGCAAGCCCACCAUCUUGAGAAAGAUCUCAGCGGCGCAGCAGCUCUCAGCCUCCGAGGUGAUCACCCACCUGGGGCAGACUGUAGCUCUAGCCAGCGGGACCCUGAGUGUGCUUCUGCACUGUGAAGCCGUAGGCAACCCAAGACCUACCAUCCACUGGACCAGGAACGGAGAAGCGGUUCAGUUCAAUGACAGGAUUCUUCUACAGCCAGAUGAUUCCUUACAGAUCUUGGCACCAGUGGAAGCUGAUGUGGGCUUCUAUACUUGCAAUGCCACAAAUGCCUUGGGAUAUGACUCUGUCUCCAUUGCUGUCACAUUAGCAGGAAAGCCACUCGUGAAAACAUCCCGAAUCACCGUGCUCAACACAGAGAAGCCUGCAGUCACAGUGGAUGUCGGAGGCACCAUCAGGACAGUGAGAGGCGUGAAUGUGACCAUUAACUGCCAAGUGGCAGGUGUGCCUGAAGCUGAAGUCACUUGGUUCAGAAAUAAAAGCAAAUUGGGCUCCUCCCACCAUCUGCAUGAGGGCUCCUUGCUGCUCACAAAUGUGGCCUUCUCUGACCAGGGCCUAUAUUCCUGCAGGGCAGCCAAUCUUCACGGAGAACAGACAGAGGGGACACAGCUACUGAUUCUAGAUCCCCCACAAGUCCCCACACAGUUGGAAGACAUCAGGGCCUUGCUCUUAGCCACUGGACCGAACCUUCCUUCAGUGCUGAUGUCUCCUGUGGGAACACAGCUGGUCCUGGAUCCUGGGAAUUCGGCUCUCCUUGGCUGCCCCAUCAAAGGUCACCCCACCCCCAACAUCACCUGGUUCCGAAAUGGCCAGCCAAUUGCCGCUGCCCCAGGGCUGACCCACCACAUCUGGGGAGCAGGACAAAUCCUCCAGGUGGCAAAUCUCAGUGGAGGGCCUCAAGAGGAGUUCAGCUGCCUGGCUCAGAAUGAAGCAGGAACGCUCACGCAGAAAGCGUCUCUGGUGAUCCAAGAUUACUGGUGGUCUGUGGACAGACUGGCGACCUGCUCAGCAUCCUGUGGUAACAGAGGGGUUCAUCAGCCCCGCCUCAGGUGCUUGCUGAACACCACGGAGGUGGACCCUGAGCACUGUGCUGGAAAGCCUCGGCCUGCCGUGCAGCCUGUUGCCUGCAACCGGAGAGACUGCCCUUCUCGGUGGAUGGUGACCUCCUGGUCUGCCUGUACCCGGAGCUGUGGUGGAGGCAUCCAGACACGCCGGGUGACCUGUCAGAAGUUGAAAGCAUCUGGGAUUUCUACCCCGGUGUCCAAUGACAUGUGCACUCAGCUGGCUAAACGGCCCGUGGACACCCAAGCCUGUAACCAGCAACUGUGUGUGGAAUGGGCUUUCUCCAGCUGGGGCCAGUGCAAUGGGCCUUGCAUAGGCCCUCGCCUCGCUGUGCAGCACAGACAAGUCUUUUGCCAGACCCGGGAUGGCAUCACCUUACCAUCAGAGCAGUGCAGCGCCCUCCCCAGGCCUGUGAGCACCCAAAACUGCUGGUCAGAGGCCUGCAGUGUACAUUGGAGGGUCAGCCUAUGGACCCUGUGCACAGCGACCUGCGGCAACUAUGGCUUCCAGUCCCGACGGGUGGAGUGUGUCCAUGUCCGCACCAACAAGGCUGUACCUGAGCACCUGUGUUCCUGGGGGCCCCGGCCUGCCAACUGGCAACGCUGCAACAUCACUCCCUGUGAAAACACUGAGUGCAGAGACACCACCAGGUACUGCGAGAAGGUGAGACAGUUGAAACUCUGCCAGCUCGGCCAGUUCCGGUCUCGCUGCUGUGGAACAUGCGGCAAAGCCUGAACACAGGGCAUGGGGAUGAACACCACCCUGGCCGUACAAAGGACUCAUACAGCCUGAAGACAGGGCACGGGGAUGAAUACCACCCUGGCCACACAAAGGACUCAUACAGCCACCUGGGACAUGACUUAUGCUUUCUUCCUUUUAUUUAUUUAUUUGCCCCUCCCCACACACCCAUGUCCACCUGCGCCCGCGAUCCUAGGGACCCUACCGUGUUUUCUUAUUCAGCUAGCUGGAACAAGUGUUGAGAACAGAGAGAGAGAGAGAUGUCUGAAGGAGGUUACAGAGCAGACCAGGCGGACAGCAGCUCCCUUGUAGAGCUGGCUCCUUCCCAAUCAGGGUCUCAGAGACACAGGAAGAGAAAGCCAUAGUCCAUAGGGACGGCAGGGAGCUGGGGUUUGUGAUACAUAGGUACAGGCACAGGCCAACCAGGAGUAUCAUUCCUUUGUUUCCUGGGUGGUAUGAUGGUAAGAAUAGGGGAAACACCAGACUGGAGCAGAAACCAGCCCAGAAUCCAGUUCUUCUAGAGGGGGAGGGGAACGGAGAAAGGAAACUCAACCAUGGGCAGAUGUCACAAAGGAGACAUGCAGAAUAGACAGAAGGCAUACGGCUAUGCAAGAGAUGGAGGCAGGGAAGAGGUGGGAGAAGAGAGCUUGUGUGUGCUCCUUGGUGGGAGGAGCUAGCAGGCAGGACAGAUUUUAAAGCAGCCACGUGAAACCCCAUCUGACAGACCCGUGCAUUGGUACAUGCGCUGUGCUGUAGGUCAGCAGAGGUGAGAAGGGUGUCUGUCCGGCGUCUUCUCAGGGUACCCAUGCUGCAUGAAAGAAGGUGUGCCCUUCGUGUGCUUCUGGAGGCGCCUCUCCUGUCUAUCAAGUAACCUUUGUGUCUGCAGCUGGGGAAAACCUAACAAGAGGGUCCGGCUCUGGCUGUGAAAUAAAGCUGUCGCUGGCAUCUCGGUAUUUUAAAUCAAGGCUCGCUAGCCCUGAACUAACUGCUGCUGUGGGCCAUGGGCAUCUGAGCCUGAGUACACCAGGUUUUCCACCUGAUUGACUUUGCCAGGGACGAGAAUCAUUGCUCACAAAGGAUUCAUUAAGCGAUCUGUUGGCUGGCAAACAUCUAUGGGGUGUAGCAACGCUUCCUACCAGAGCAGGCCAGGGAACAGGGUAGAACAGAGGGGCCCUGCAUGCCCCCACAGUGUGCUUUCCUUAUCCCCGCCAUCACACAUUGGGCCUGUGGGCCCUUCCCAUACACAGAAGAGCAGCUGUGCAUCCUAUUUAUCCAGCAGGGUCGGGUAGGGUGGGAGUAGUAGGCUGCUAUGGCCAAGCAAGAGGAUGGCCAGAGACUCACGAGACAGUCCAUCCCCCCAACACAAAUACUACCCACCUAUGUAGUUAGCACACCAGACUGGGUGAACGGACCACUCAGCAGGCCAAGCAGCACACACGUCAGCUGUGGAUAAGGCUAAACCAAAAGCCCUUGGCAAAGCCCCACUCGGCAGAGAAGCUUCAAUGCUAAUAUUUGCUUCCUCCCCGGAGCAGUCUCAGCGUAGCAGAUCAGGCAGCCAGAGCCCGGUACCCACCAUCAGAUAAACAACCCCUCUCAUACUCGCCAAAGUGAUGUCGCUGCCACCGACAUCAGGGCUGCCAUUGUCCAGCUGUCCCAGAAGUUUGGAAGAUGGUGGUAAUCUGUGUCCUCACUAGGUGCGCUACGGACAGUUAGGGUGGGCCUCGUCCUCAUCCCAGAAAUAGGCUCUAAGAAACUGAGUUACUAAAAAUCAGUGUAAUGUUUAUUUAAAAUAAAAGAGAGUGUUUCUAUGUAUAUCUUUUGUGAAUAUUUAUUAGGAUUUCUUGUAUAAAAAAAAAGUGCAAUAUUGGUAAUUGUACAUUGUCAUCCAGAAAAGCAAAAACUCUUUGGGGGAUUUACUUCCUGCAGCUGUAUUCCUAAAAACUCUGUGGUGAUAACUGUAUUCUUCCUAAUUUUAAAAGAAAACUGGUGUUUAACUCUGAUCCAUUUUUCACUGUGUACACAGAGUGCAUUAAAAAGCUAAUGUGGGAUGGGGGGCAAUAAAGUUGAUUCGUUUGUGACAUGGAACAGACACAAAUCUGUCAACUAAUACCAUUGAUUAGCUCAACAGCUAUUCAAAAUUGGUGGUCAGCAUUUGGAUUUCCGAAAAGACAGGCAUCUUCCAGCUCUGCCCCGUGUCAGAAGGUGGAGUCGGGUGUGCCUUUCCCAGCAAGCUGGAGAGCUUAGGUUUGGGAGGGAAAGCAGUGUGCGCCUUGCAUGAGAUGAAUGUACAUUGAAUAUUUGUUCUGUGAAUUGCGACUCAGCAAUGCCACAAAUUAUCGGGGCUGCUGGAUAAUGUGGAAGGAGGCCCUUCCUCCUCUAAAACACGAAACUGUAUUUAUAUAUUUUUUGUACAGA
Molecule: messenger RNA, 7760 nt
Organism: Chionomys nivalis (European snow vole)
Lineage: Eukaryota; Metazoa; Chordata; Mammalia; Rodentia; Cricetidae
Gene: Adamtsl1
Product: ADAMTS like 1
Exons: 29
Coding region: 54-5342 (1762 amino acids)
Biological process (GO): extracellular matrix organization
Cellular component (GO): extracellular matrix
Molecular function (GO): metalloendopeptidase activity
Source: RefSeq, a predicted model, not a curated record